This is a messenger RNA of Microdochium trichocladiopsis, 1921 nucleotides long. RefSeq lists its product as uncharacterized. The record is from RefSeq and is a predicted model, not a curated record. The coding region runs from base 225 to 1616 and encodes 463 amino acids. Lineage: Eukaryota; Fungi; Ascomycota; Sordariomycetes; Xylariales; Microdochiaceae. The transcript has 2 exons.
CCUGGAGGAAUUCUGCCCGUCUCUAGACAUUCACUCCCACGCAUGUCUCCCGCUCAACCCAGCCAGGGAGCCCAACGCCAAACAUCAACGAUCGAUUGGCUGCAGAAAAGCGGGAGAGAAUAAUUUCAGCUUCCAUCAAUGAAUUCUUUCCUUGUGAAUCACGACGUCUCUGACUUCUCCAUAGUUUCCUCCUGAGCCUAGGAAAGAGCUCCCUCUGAACGACAAUGUCGCUACUCGCUAUCGACCCUAAUGGAGAUCUCGAGAUCAUCCUAACGCAUCCUCAAUCUGGCAUCCGUCAAUUUACUGAUAAUGGGGAUGUUGAUGGUGCUCCCGGUUCUCAUCCUUUGGAUGAUCGAGCUCUAAAGCCAAGGGGCCUGACCAAAAAAGAAAAAGUGAAGAAGAAACGGCGCGAUCGUCUUCGUUCUCAAUGGGCCGAAGAUCCUCCGCCAGCGCCGCCUGUCGACGAAGCCCCCUCCGUCGAGGAGCCUACUGAAGAAGAGCCAAUCGUCGACGAGGACCCUAAUGACGGAAACGAUCUGGAAAUCAACGGAGACAAGCAUAUUGCCUGCGACUCCACCGCACCCUCUGAACAUUCUGGGUCAGGUGGACUUCGACUACUGGUUUCGUCCAAGCAUCUUUGCCUAGCUUCUUCAACCUUUCGACUGAUGCUUAGUGGGCCUUGGCUUGAAGGAUCCAAGACAGAGACUGGAAAUCGCACUGUCCAAGCUAGUGACUGCGAUGCUGAAGCACUUGUGAUCGUGCUUGACAUCAUGCACGGCAAACACUUUGCAAUGCCGCAAACAGUUGACUUAGAGCUGUUAGCAAAUAUUGCCUGCGUGGUGGACUACUACGACUGUCACGAGGUCGUGGAACCAUUCGUUGACCAGUGGAUCAAGGCGUUGGAGCCCAAACCUCCAACUGCAUAUGGGAGACAAUGCAUGUUGUGGAUGUCCAUAUCCUGGGUUUUCCUCCGCGAGACCGCUCUGAUAAGUAUGGCUCAACUAGCUGUCAUCGGCUGUCGGGGUCACAUCGACGACAUGGGCUUGCCGCUGCCAGAUGUUUUGCUGCGUAGAAUUGAAGAGAAACGAAUAGAGAUGAUAGAGGGGCUUCUCCUCGACCUGAACCGGCUGUGGAGCAGUCUUACCAAAGAGGAGAGCUGUCGUCCUGGCUGCUCCUACAUGCUUCUUGGAGCUCUGACAAGCCACAUGAAGAAAGCUGGCGUCUUCUCUCCCUUACAACAGCCCGAGCCCUACGGCGAUAGCAUCGAGUGGCUACACACGCGAAUCUUAUCAUUCGACAGUCCCACAUUCCGGGAGACUAGCCACAGCCCGUUUCACUCGCAUGCAGACUGUUCAUGUCGACUCAAGACUAGAAUUACGCCUUUAAUCGAUUUGAACCGGGGACUGCUGAAGAAACUCGUCUUAGAGAACAUCUACAGGGGACGGCUACAGCAACGGGAAGAAGCACGGCAAACCGCAUUGGCAUUGAGAUUUUCGUGGCUCCCUUCGACAGCCCCUCACCCUGUUCCGGGAGAUCAUGAGGGUGGGUCUACCACCUCCCUGAUCCGUUCCUGGACGACGACCCAAGGACAGCCACUUAUGGACUUCAGUGAUUAGCACAAGCGGUCUACAUCAGCUUGUACUGGUGCAAGGUGGAAGGUUCUGGAAACCUCCCGCUGACGCAUCCAAGGACUUUACUAAGGCAUCAAUCACCGGAUUAUAUCCACACGAACUACCGGUAAUGCGACCGCCGCAGGGAGUUCAAUUCCAGGCAUGACAUCCAAUUGAGGACGGCACAUUUGGGGUCCGCUCAAAGCAUUCGUCAAUUUGUUCACUUUCGCUUUUCCUUUUGUUGUUCUUGUUCUUGUUCUUGUUCUUGUUCUUGUUCUUGUUCUUGUUCUUGUUCUUGUUCUUGUUCUCCU